Molecule: messenger RNA, 1226 nt
Organism: Poecile atricapillus (Black-capped chickadee)
Lineage: Eukaryota; Metazoa; Chordata; Aves; Passeriformes; Paridae
Gene: MCRS1
Product: microspherule protein 1
Exons: 15
Coding region: 149-1099 (316 amino acids)
Biological process (GO): positive regulation of transcription by RNA polymerase II
Cellular component (GO): NSL complex; Ino80 complex; MLL1 complex
Molecular function (GO): G-quadruplex RNA binding; protein binding
Source: RefSeq, a predicted model, not a curated record
GCUCAUCAACGCCGUGCUGCAGACCAACGACCUGACCUCGGUGCACCUGGGGGUGAAGUUCAGCUGCCGCUUCACCUUGCGGGAGAUCCAGGAGCGCUGGUACUCGCUGCUCUACGACCCCGUCAUCUGCAAGCUGUCCUGCCAGGCCAUGCGCCAGCUGCACCCCGAGGCCGUGGCCGCCAUCCAGAGCAAGGUCCUGUUCAGCAAGGCCGAGGAGCAGCUGCUGACCCGCGUGCCAUCGAGCCCUGUCCCGUCCCUGGACACCUUCCAGGAGCUGCUCCAGCGUCACCCGGCCGUGUUUUACCCUGCCAGGACCCCCAAGGCCCUGCAGCUGCACUGGCAGCUCCUGCGCCAGUACCACCUGCUGCAGGACCAGCCCGUGCAGCCCCUCCCCAAGGGGGAUCAGGUGCUGAACUUCUCCGACGCCGAGGAGCUGCUGGACGACGGCAAACUCAGGGAUGUGCGGGACGAGGUUCUGGAGCACGAGCUGACGGUGGCCGACCGGCGGCAGAAGCGCGAGAUCCGACAGCUGGAGCAGGAGCUGCACCGCUGGCAGGUGCUGGUGGACUCCAUCACAGGGAUGAGCUCCCCGGAUUUUGACAGUCAGACUCUGGCGGUGCUGCGGGGCCGGAUGGUUCGGUACCUGAUGCGCUCGCGGGAGAUCACGCUGGGCAGAGCCACCAAGGACAACCAGAUCGACGUGGACCUGGCCCUGGAGGGCCCCGCAUGGAAAAUCUCCCGCAAGCAGGGGGUGAUCAAGCUGAAGAACAACGGGGAUUUCUUCAUCGCCAACGAGGGCCGGCGGCCGAUUUACAUCGACGGGCGCCCGGUGCUGGGGGGCAACAAAUGGAAACUCAACAACAACUCCGUGGUGGAGAUCGCCAGCCUGCGCUUCGUCUUCCUCAUCAACCACGAGCUGAUCGCGCUGAUCCGCAGCGAGGCCGCGCGGCUGGGACAGGGACAGGGACAGGGACAGCACCAUAACAGCACCAGUAACACCAGUAACACCAGUAACAGACCAGUAACACCAGUAACAGCACCACCAGGGACACCAGGGACACCAGUAACACCAGUGACAGCACCAGUGACACCCCUGUGACACCAGUUUGGGACUGGGACCCUCCCAGUGCUCCCAGUUUGAACCUGGGACCCUCCCAGUUUGGGAUUGGGACCCUCCCAGUGCUCCCAGUUUGGGACUGGGACCCUCCCAGUGACACCCCAGUGAC